AUGGCAGGUUUUACACCAAAAAUUUUUUGCGAAAAAUGGAAAGAGGUUCAGCAACGGUUAUCAAGCAAAUAUGUUCAACAAGUUUUAAUAAAUGAUUUUGAUGCAGAGAAGCUAGCCAAUUUGGUGGCCAUGAUUGCGUUGCAUUUAUACAUCGUUAGGGCUUUGCCGAACUUUUAUAACUUCGGACCACAAGCGCGAGAUUCUGCUCUGGCGAAAGAAGAUGAUGCCUUCACAACGAUCAACAUCAAUUUCGAAUUUCCUUUUUUCGGUAGAAGCUUUUCGCAGAUCCACAUCAGCACGAACGGAAUUAUAUUUUUCGGAGAAGGUAGCAGAGACUACAAGCCAAUACCUUUUCCACUUGUUGGUAUGCUCUCAGUUGCAGCUUACUGGGUUGACAGUGAUCCAAGGAUGGGUGGUAAUAUUUAUUACAGAGAAGAAUUUGAUCCCGUUAUUUUGAAUCAAAUAACUGAUUAUAUAAGAAACAAAUUUGUUCGGUUCAAAAAAUUUACAAGUACUUGGGCUCUGAUAGUGACAUUUAACGACGUACCUAGAUUUAGAUGUAGUGGAAAUGAAUGCCUCAACGUUGUCAAACAUCAAACUAUCCUAACAAGCAAUGGAAUACAUUCGUUUGUAAUCUUUCUUUAUAACAGAUUGGAUUAUUUUGGUGCUCAAAUUGGAUUUAAUGCAGGAGAUGGAAAAAGAUUUGUUUUAGCUGAUUACUCAAAUACGGACAAAAUAUCAAAAUAUGCUUUAGAAAAUAGCAAUGUUGGUUUUCCUGGAGAAUGGUUGUUUUCCAUAAGUGACGAAAUUACUGCAGCAUGCAAUUUAUUGGGAAUGUUGGAAAUAUAUCCUAAAAAGGUGCUUUAUUAUGGACAACAAGAAGUGUUCAUAAGUGGACCUUGUUUCGAUGAGAACACAAAAGAAGUUGAUGUAAAAAUUGGAAAUGAAGAUACAAUUAAAUGUCAAAAGGAAGAAAAUAAACUCAAAUGCUUGACUCCGUAUUUUGAUUCUAAUGUAAAAAUUCCUGUCAUACUAGAACACAACAAUGUGGUAUACAAAAGCUUUUUUCUAUCAUAUGAUACUGGAGAUUCACUCGUGCAAAGUUCAACGUAUGCCACGUUGAACAAGGCUGCUGGAGAUGAUGCCUAUUUAAACUGGGACCAAACAUUAUUUAGUGACGAAAUAGUAAUAUUAAGAGGAAUAAAACAAAUAGUUAAACGCAAUGCAAAUGGCUUUUUAAUUUAUGAAAAAGUAAAAAUUCUUGAAAAAAUCAGUAACACUGGGAGUUAUAAACUAACAACUGUGUCAAGCGAAUUUAACGACGAAUCAGUUCGUUAUUUAGUAAAUAUUGAAAGACAUGUUUUUGAAAUUGUGAAAGAAUUUUCAUCAUCCACAUUGAAAGAUGAAAGUUUGUGCAGCGACUGGUUUAAGAAAGAAAACCAUACAACUGAAAUAAAUGAAAUAAAAGAACGAGAAUCAAAACGAAAUCCUUGCCAACCAACUGUACCAGACAAUUUUCCAGAUCAACUUUCAGGAGGUUUCAUAAGAGAUAGUUCAUGCAAUCCAUCUUUCUUUGGUAAUAUCGGUUGCCGAAUUUUUCACAAAGGUGCUAAAGGGUGUUAUAGAAGUUUGAACAAUCCAAACAACAUAGCUGUCCAAUGUUGCUACAAUAGUGACAACAUGUUAAUUGUUGGUCCAACAGGUGGAGGAACAUUAGAUUUAUUUGAUUCUCAAAAAUCUAAAUGGGAACAUUUCAAAAUUGAUGUCUGGCCAUACUUACAAUGUUGCAUAUUUUCUGAUGAGUGUGACAAAUAUUAUGAAAAAAGACCUUCCGUUGAUUCCAGGCAUUACGUUCCACCACGUCCUGUGCCGGCCCGAGGUGAUCCGCAUUUCACUACGAUGGAUGGAACUUCUUACGAGUUCAAUCCGGUUGGAGAAUUCAUUUACUUGCAAGUACCAAACACCACCGUGCAAACGAGAAUUAAACAAUACGUAGACAAGAACAAUGUACUCAAACCAGCGAGCUAUUUUGCAGCGUUUGCCAUAAAAAUUUACGACUUGUCUUUACAGAUUGAAUUUACCGCAAAAAAUAAUUUACAAUUGAAAGUUGAUGGUGUGAUUUGGGACGAGGAAUCGUUAUCUUUACCAGAAGUGAAUGCAGUAAUCAACCCCACCCUCAUCAGCCUUUACACAAUAACUGGACUCAGUUUUCAGUUUUAUAGUUUGAAUGAUAUGCUUCAUGUUAUAGCAGCUUUACAACCCAACAUUAAAGGACAAGUCUCUGGUUUAAUUGGCAACUGGGAUGAUGAUCCGUCGAAUGAUUUCAUGUUGCCCAAUGGAACGUGGAUUCCAAAUACAUCCUCACCAGAGGACAUUCAUUACAUAUUUGGUAUGUCGUGGGCUACAACCGAGAAGACAAGUAUUUUCAGCUAUCCUGAUGGUUUGAAAUGGAGUGAUUACCAGAAUUCAUACUUUGUUCCAUUCUUUGGUCAGCCAUCAAACUCGUUCUCUCAGUGUGGCAACAAUUCUGAAUGUAUAUUUGACGCGUUCGUUACGGGAGAUGUGGAUGUUGGACUGACGAACGUUCAUAUUGAAGAAACUAUUAAUAGCCAAAUUACGGAAUACCAGCAUAUGCAAAUAACCUGCAGUCCCAACAUACACGUUGCCCAUGCCAAUGUCAACGCCGAACACAAUAGUGACUACACUCAAGUUGACUACUCAAUCGUAUGUGAGCCUGGCUACAUGUUGAGUGGAAAGUCUUCUGUGAGUUGUGUCGAAGGGAAAUACUCAAACGAAUAUGGAAGCUGUGUUUUACAUACUUCUUCAUCUUUGUACACACUGUUGUACGUAAUCAUUGCUGUUGUUUCAGUAAUUUUAUCCAUCAUUUUCAUGAAAUAUGGGCAUUUGCUAUUUCGUUAA
Messenger RNA from Helobdella robusta, 2919 nucleotides. RefSeq lists its product as hypothetical. The record is from RefSeq and is a predicted model, not a curated record. Gene Ontology annotation, biological process: cell-matrix adhesion. The coding region runs from base 1 to 2919 and encodes 972 amino acids. Lineage: Eukaryota; Metazoa; Annelida; Clitellata; Rhynchobdellida; Glossiphoniidae. The transcript is spliced from 5 exons.